Molecule: messenger RNA, 2022 nt
Organism: Naumovozyma dairenensis CBS 421
Lineage: Eukaryota; Fungi; Ascomycota; Saccharomycetes; Saccharomycetales; Saccharomycetaceae
Gene: RPC82
Product: DNA-directed RNA polymerase III subunit C82
Exons: 1
Coding region: 1-2022 (673 amino acids)
Biological process (GO): DNA-templated transcription
Cellular component (GO): RNA polymerase III complex
Molecular function (GO): single-stranded DNA binding
Source: RefSeq, a predicted model, not a curated record
AUGGAUUCCAUCUUGAAUUCAACAGUGGAUGCCUUAACCAGUCAAGGACAAGCCAAUGGUAACAACAAUACGACUACACCAUCAAUUGCAAACGGUUCCAACACUAAUAAUCCUCAGGAUUCUGAUCCAAAUACUACUAUUAGUGUUUCUUCUUUGGAACAAAGAACGUUGGCUCCAGAAAGAUUUUUAUAUGUGGAAUUGGUAAAAUCUCACUUGGGUGAACGUGCUUCUAAAAUGGUAGAGCUAUUAUUGUCAUUAGGAAGGUUAAGCGUUCAUGAUAUGGUUGACAAAUUAACAAACUUCACUUAUGAAUCUGCUAAGGCAACCUUGGUCUCUUUAAUUCAAUUGCGUUGCGUACGUUAUUUGGAGGAAACUUCAUUCUCAGGGAAAAAAACUACUUAUUAUUACUAUAAUGAAGAUGGGUUUUUAUUAUUUUUAUAUUCAGGUUCCAUUAUUGAAGAAAUGCACAAUUAUUUCCCACAACGUGCCAAAAGUCAAGAUUCAAAAUUAUCAUUAGCUGCACAUAUUAUUCAAAACAUUUUAUCCCUAGGUUCUGUCACUCUGAAAGAUUAUUUACAAAGUGCAUCCUCAGAUAUAUCUACGCAUGAAUUAACAGCCAUGUUUGUUCAAUUAGUUGAAUCAGAAUUUUUGAUACCAAUAACAAAGUUAAAUUAUACACCAAUCAAUGACCUUUGGAAUCUUUUGUUUGAAAAAGAAUAUAAAUUAAUUCCAAGAACUUCAACUCUAUCAGAUUUGAAGAAAAGAACUGAAGCAAAAGCAAAGGCAAAGGAACAAUUUGAAAAUCUAUUAAACGUAUCAAAUAAUACUUCAAAAAUAAUAACAACAGAUCCAAGAACAUCUUUGAAAACUGUCAUUAAAACUAUCCCAUUGACUUUCAAUUUAGAUAGAUUUUUGAAAAUAAGAAGAACUAAACAACUGACUCAUUUCGCCAAAUCAAGAAUUAGUUCUGCAUCUUCUCAAGUAUACAAAAUUGCCUUAAAAUUAACAGAACAAAAAUCACCUAAUCUGUAUAAUCCAUUAAUAAAGACAGGUUUAUUACAAGAUUUGGACGAGGCUAUAGGUAUUAAAGAAGAAUUAGAAUUGAAAGAGGAAAAAACUCCUGGAGUCACAUUUAAUGCUAUUGACGUUUCUAAACAUAUGACUCCAUAUAUUAACUUGACUGGUACAUUGACAUCAUUUGUAAAAAAAAAUAGUAAUAAUAAACGUUCCAAUGAUGAAUCUAACGAUGCUAACAAUAAAAGAUUGAAAACGGAGGAUGGGUUUACAAUCCCCUCUUUACCAGCAGGAUUAGAAAGUAUACAAGAAGAUGACAAUGAAGAUCAAAACCAAAAUCAAAAUCAAGAUGAUAUGGAGUUUGAUGAAAAUGAUACUGAUCCACAUUCAAUAACUUUGAUUAACAAUCAUUUGAAAUUACUUGCGUCUUCAAAAAUCCCAUUUUUACAAGAAACGAGACCAGGUGUCUUCUAUGUCCCAUAUAGUAAAUUAAUUCCUAUGUUAAAAUCAUCAAUGUACGAUUAUAUCUUAGUGUCUACACUCGGUCCAUCAGCAAUGAGAAUUCGUCGCUGUAUAACUGUCAAUGGGUUAGUUUCUGAAAAAGUUAUUACACAAACAGCAUUGAUGAAAGAAAAGGAUAUCAGAUCAACAAUAUCUUCUUUAAUCAAAUACAACGUGGUUGAAAUUCAAGAGGUUCCAAGAACAGCAGAUAGAGCCGCAUCAAGAGCUGUAUUUCUUUUCAGAUGUAAUGAAAAGCAAUCCUAUAAUUUCAUGAAACAAAACUUAACAUGGAAUAUUGCAAAUCUAUUAUAUAAAAAGGAAAUCUUGAGAAACGAAAAUUCAACACUACUAACAAAAGCUAAUAGAGAUGAUGUGAAGGGUAGAGAAGCUGAAUUAUUAUUACCAAGUGAAUUAAAUCAACUAAAGAUGGUAAAUGAACGUGAAUUGAAUACUUUCGGGCGUAUAUCCAGAGUUUUAUCGCUAUGGGAAGUGUUCAGUUUGUGUUAA